GCCAUUUCCGGCUUUUUCUUAUCGAAUUUUGUUCCCCAGAAAAAACUAAAUAUCUUUUUAAUGGAGUGAGAAAAACGUCUAAAAUCAAAGAAAUCACACAAUAUAAGCAUGCCAAAGAGAAAGAGAAUAUCAUCAUCUUCAAGUUCGAGUUCAUCCAGUAGCUCUGGGUCUAGCAGCUCAAGUUCUUCGAGUAGUGAUAGUCCAGGAUCAAAGCCAAGCAAAAGUAAAAAUGAUGCCAAUGAUUCCUCAUCUCGAAGUCAGCGGUAUGCUAAGCGACAGAAAGUUGACUCCAGCUCAUCAAGUUCCAGCAGUUCAAGCUCAGACACAGAAUCAAGUGCACCUAGUCCAAUACCACCUCCUAAAAAACUGAAACUCCCCGAGAAAAAGAAAAGCCCAGUUAAAGUCCCACCCCCAGUUCAGAAACGCAGAUCAAAAGUUAUAGCUGAGACAGAACAUAUGACCCCCAUCAAAGGGUCCCCUAGGGUGGGGGGUAAAGCGCCACGACCAGUGCUGAAGUCCAAAGAUUCGAGAGCUAAUUCCAAACCACGAGGGCGGAUCGAUUCAAGAGUUACUUCUUCACUAGAGAUCGCACAAUCAAAGUCUUGCCCUACCCCAGGUUGUGACUCUGCAGGCCAUUUGACUGGUAAAUUUGAUCGUCACCACACAAUAUCAGGCUGCCCUCUCUAUCACAACAUGACAGCUAUAGAGUGCAAGGAAAAAUACAAGGUUCGACAGGUGCAGGCUGACAAACGUACAAAGAUGUUAAUUCAGAUUGAAAGCGGACGCAUAGGAACAAGGCACCAGAAUCCAUCAGAUGACCAAAGAAAACGAAAAAAGGAAGUGAAUGAGCUACGUAAAAAGCGUAGUGAAAUCACAGCUGAACAAGUUGAGAUUGCUAAAGACCACACUGUCCAGCAUCAGAACACUAGAGAGCCUCUGUUAAAUGGGUUAACAUGCAAGUUUGACUUGGAUAUGUUCAGGGAGGCGCAGGCGAGAGCAUGUGAACAUCAACAGAAUGAGGUGAUACAACACUACCAGCUCAGUGAGAAACAAGAAUAUAGACUAAAAAAGCUUGAACUGGGAAGAUUUGAAAUGGAUACUUGGUAUGCCUCGCCUUACCCUGAAGAAUAUGUACGUCUACCAAAAAUCUACAUUUGUGAAUUCUGCCUCAAAUAUAUGAAAACUUCAACUAUUAUGAGACGGCAUGCAGCUAAAUGUGUCUGGCGCCAUCCGCCUGGUGAUGAAAUAUAUAGGAAGGGCAAUAUAUCUAUGUUUGAGGUUGAUGGGAAGAAAAACAAGAUCUACUGUCAAAAUCUCUGUCUCUUAGCUAAGUUAUUCUUGGACCACAAAACGUUGUACUUUGACGUUGAGCCAUUCCUGUUUUAUGUUAUGACUGAGGCGGACAUGCAUGGGUGCCACAUUGUCGGAUAUUUUUCAAAGGAGAAGAAGUCAUUCCUGAACUACAAUGUAUCGUGCAUUUUGACGCUACCACAGAGCAUGAGGCAGGGCUUCGGCAAGAUGCUGAUUGAUUUCAGUUAUUUACUCAGCAGAGCAGAGGAAAAAAUUGGUUCACCAGAGCGCCCUCUGUCAGAUCUAGGUUUAAUCAGUUACCGUAGUUACUGGAAAGAUGUACUCCUCAACUAUCUCUAUAACUACUCAGAUACAGAUAUAUCAAUAAAAGACAUCUCUCAAGAGACAGCCAUUCAUGCCAAUGACAUUGUCAGCACAUUACAGGCACUAGGUAUGCUUAAAUAUUGGAAAGGAAAACAUAUAGUGCUCAAAAGACAGGAAUUAUUGGAGGAGUUCCUGUCAAAACAGGCCAGAAGACCCCUUGAUCAAAAAUCAAUUGAUCCUAACUCUCUGAAAUGGACUCCACCAGUGGAUUCUCCAACAUGAGAUAUGUGAUAGGGCCUAUUGCUGAAAUAGCCCCAAUAUAACCAUCUAUUGUAUAUAUUUGUAUAUAGCGUUAGCUGAAAAUGGACAUAGUUUAAUAUUCAUGUAUCUGUGCAUUAUGUGUGUAGGUGAAAUAUACGUAUAAAUGGGUUUGUAAAUGAUGUGUCUGGGAUCAAUAUGGAUGUAGCUAGAGAGUGGUCAAUCAAAACUGAAUAGCUUUCAUGUAGAUAAACAAAACUGAAUAGCUUUCAGGUGGAUAUACAAAACUGAAUAGCUUUGCUUUCAGGUGGAUAUACAUCAUAAUGUAUAUCCCUCUUAGUCUUUGCAUGUUCAUGUAACUUUAUAAGAGUGUGAAAUGGGAGGAAUUGAACUUAUAGGUUAUUGGUGAAAAUAAUGAAUAUAUAAAUUUUAUAGUGUAAGAUAGGGCCUGAACACUGGAAAACUAGCAAGUCUUGAACAAUUCAGUGCUUUAAGUCCUAACACCAUAAGGUGAUUUUCAGUUACACUGAGUGUUUGUUGAAUGUCUCUAGUUACAUACAAGCAGGACAAAAUCACUAUUUUCUAAGAGUAAAAUCUGUUUAACUAGUGAUGUUAGAUGUUUGUUUUAUAAAGAAGUAAAGCAGGUUUUGUUGCACCCAUUUGUAGUCAUUUGAUGUGAUAAAAUAGGAAUACAAUCCUGGUGAUUUCUACAGGGUGGCCCAAAAAGUAGGCCCCAAUAACCACCAAUAAUUUCUUAACUAUAAAUGAUGUCAACUUAUUUUGGACAGGUAUUAAGAAAGCAUUACAUGAUAACUAUAGUGUGACUUUAUCACACACAAAUUAGAGAUCAAGUACCUCAGAAUUGAACUGAUACCUUUUAUAGUUGUUAUGUUGAUAAUCUUAGGGGCUUCUUUUUGGGUCACUCUGUAGUCUAUAUAGUCAUAUAUUAUAAACAGAAAUCAUGAAUAUAAAAUCAUCUGGCUUAUUAUGUCACCACCGAAGUAGUGACAUAUUGUUAUAGU
Owenia fusiformis is the source of this 2894-nucleotide messenger RNA. NCBI's taxonomy places the organism in Eukaryota, Metazoa, Annelida, Polychaeta, Sabellida, Oweniidae. The record is from the annotation of a GenBank genome assembly.